Messenger RNA from Tachysurus fulvidraco (yellow catfish), 2555 nucleotides. RefSeq names its product protein zyg-11 homolog. Bases 159 to 2420 code for a protein of 753 amino acids. Gene Ontology annotation, cellular component: Cul2-RING ubiquitin ligase complex. The transcript has 14 exons. The record is from RefSeq and is a predicted model, not a curated record. Gene Ontology annotation, molecular function: protein binding. Lineage: Eukaryota; Metazoa; Chordata; Actinopteri; Siluriformes; Bagridae.
AGUCUGUUUUGUGUCGGAGGUGAUAAAAGCUACAGAUACUAACUCACUGUGAGGCUGUGGAAGUUCAGCUGAUACACAACAACUUUAAACUGCUUUAAACUACUAGAUCGGAUAUUUAUUUCAACAUCAAAACACUUCUUUAUCCUGUUUACACAGAUAUGGAUGAAGACAGCCCUCCCUCUCUUGUUAAUGUGUGUUUACUGAGUGUGUGUCAAAGCCUUGACACCCUGUGCAGUGUGUGUGAUGACGGAUCACUGCGUCUUCGAUCCUGUCCGAUUUUUCCACCAGAACUGUCCGAUUUGUUACUGAGCACCAUGACAGAUGAAGGUUUGCUGAACGAAAAGACUCUUGGUAUUUUCCACAAUGUCGAGUGUUUUCGCCUGAAGCGUGCCUGCAUUCGUGGAACUCGUCUCACCGCAGCUUCCUUCCGCCGUUCUCUGUGUUCUCACUGCCUGCAGGAACUCGAUGCGUCCCAUGUUCUCGGUGACAUUACAGUCUCUGACAUCGUCCAGGGCCUCUCCUUAAAUCGGGUCUGCUGUCAGAGCCUGCACAGGCUGAGCGUGAGUGCUGUGGAUUGUCUCUUGGACGUUCCGGUAAGUUUCAGGAAGUUGCAGGGUCUCAGGAGUCUCUCUGUGGCAUGGACACCUCUGGACGACUCAACUUUGGAGGACAUCUGCUCACUCCCGCUGCUGGAGAGCCUGGAUAUUUCCGGGACAAACAUCACAGACCUCAUGCCGCUCUUGAAGCUCCGCUCGAGGCUGCGUUCACUUACUCUUCACGCACUGCACCACCUCACAAUGGCUGCCGAUGACUUUCUAGCUGUGAUCUCUGCGCUGGAGCUCCUCACACACCUCGAUGUCUCCAACGAUCUGAUCCAGACAAGGGGCGAGAUGAUCAGGAAGCUCCUGCAGAAGACACACAUCCUCCCAGCGCUCUUGGAUCUGGAUGUGUCAGGGUGGAAAGGGAUCAGCGAUGAGGCCUUGAAGACCUUCCUGGAAGGACACACAAGAAUGAGAUUCAUUGGUCUUCUGGCCACCGGGGCUGGAAGAUCUGACCUCCUGUCUGGAGAUGGAAAUCUGAAGGUGGCAGGAGACUGGAACCUUCUACAGCUGUGUGAGGCUCUGAGGAGAUACAGGGGGAGGGAGAGCUUCGUGCAGGAGGCGCUGCUCUGUCUCUACAAACUCCUCGGUGACGCAGACGUCGGCUGCCGCCCGGACGUGUUGGAGCUGGUGUAUUUGGGAAUGAAAGCCCACAGCAAGUGUGUGAGCGUGCAGGUGUCGGGGUCAGCGUGUGUGUUUAACCUCACCAUUCUGGAGCUGGCAGAGGGGAUGUCGCAAAGGCUGCUGGGAAAUGUGAUGAGACACAUAAUCACCACCAUGAGAACCUUUCCUGAUCAUAAACAGAUCCAGAAGAACUGCCUACUGAGUCUGUGCAGUAAUUAUAUCCUGGAUGUCAUCCCCUUUAACAGGUGUGAAGCAGCUAAACAGGUGAUGAUGUGUUUUAUUUCUAAUGAAGACGAAACUCUACAGUCGCUCUGUGCGUCCGUCAUCGUCGUACUGAUGUCAAAGUUGAGUCAGGAAGAAAUUGUCGAGCUGGGAACUGAAAAGAUCAUCAUGAAGCGCUUGUUACAUUUGGUGCAACAAAGGGCAUCAAUGGGACUGUUGGACAAUAUACUUGAAGGCACUCUGACUGCUCUGUGGGGUCUCACAGAUGAUGCAAACACCGCCUGCACACACUUCCUGCAGUGUGAGGGUCUGGAGUUGUACAAAGAACUCAUGGAGGUAUACACACACACACACACGAAAUACAAAAUACACACAAUUUUUGAAGUGUCGUGUGUGUGCGUGUGCGUGUGUGUGUGUGUUUGUGUACAGACAUAUUACUCCAAUCCCAGGGUACUGAAGAUUGUUCUCGGCCUCCUCACUAACGUGUCCGAGAUGGAGGACCUCCACGCUCAGCUGAUGGAUGAGGAACUCCUGCAGCUUCUUCUCGUUCUGAUGGAAAAGAAAGAGGUGGAGGUGAGUUAUUUAGCUGGCGGUUUCCUUGCCAACAUCACAUCCAGCGGUGUGUGGAGUCUGGACUCGGCUCUGCAACAUGAAAUUCUUACUAAACUGCACUCUGCUGUGAUGUCAUGGACUCCUCCAGAGCAUUCUAUUAUCUCAUACCGGUCACUGCGUCCACUCUAUCUUCUCAUGGGAGUGUCUCAGCCGUCUGCAGUGCAGCUCUGGGCUCUCUGGGGCAUCAGACAUAUCUGCACACACAAAGUGUCUCACUACAGGAGGAUGCUGGAGGAGGAGGGCGGCUUGGACGUACUCCGCACACUGACCUCUGACCCCAAUACACACAGCGAUGUACACUCAUUUGCCACAGACACACUCCACCUGGUGGAGGGACAAAGUUUGACACACACCUCAACUUGAAUUUGUAUGCAGAAGAAUUUGGUGCAGAAGAUCUAAUAAUGACAUCGUAUAAGUUAUUGACUGAAACACACAUUAAACUCAUAUCUGCUUUAGUUCUGUAAGAGACAGUUAAAAAAGACAGAUUUGAACUUUUAU